Messenger RNA from Penicillium roqueforti, 846 nucleotides. RefSeq names its product cell division control protein 14. Lineage: Eukaryota; Fungi; Ascomycota; Eurotiomycetes; Eurotiales; Aspergillaceae. The transcript has 2 exons. The coding region runs from base 1 to 846 and encodes 281 amino acids. The record is from RefSeq and is a predicted model, not a curated record.
AUGGAGGCUCUAUUAGCCCAUUCGUUCGAUUACCUCUCCUCUUAUGAGCCUAGCAAGAUCCGUAAAGGAUUACGCCAGGUCGAAGGACUCCUCGCACAGAUAUGUUUAUCAAAACCUAAGCCCGUCUUGGACCGGAGAUCGCGCUCCCCCGAUAUCCAGCCCGUCCCAAAGACGUUGCCCGAGUUGCGAGACGAUCCGGCCUUUCGGGAAUUUUCCAAAUUGCAGGAAAGCUUUCAAUGGAAUAUCGCCAUGCGCCUAGUAUCCUGUCUUGAACACCUUCUCGGCCGAGGGAGUAACGGGACAAACGACAUGCUCAUUGUCUGCACACUGGAUUUAAUCCAAGGUGCCCUCCUCCUCCACCGCGGCUCGCGCUCCCUCUUCGCCCGCGAAAUUUACAUGAACCUCCUCCUUGACCUUCUCGACCCCAUCAACUGUCCAGCAGUGCAAUCAGCAACCCUACUAACACUCGUCACCGCCCUACUGGACUGCCCAUCAAACACACGCACAUUCGAGGGCCUCGAUGGCCUCCUCACCGUCACAUCACUUUUCAAACAACGCGCCACCUCCCGCGAAGUCAAGCUCAAGCUUGUCGAGUUCCUCUACUUUUAUCUGAUGCCCGAGGCCUUGACCUCAGCACCGAUGUCUCCACAAGGUCUGCAGCGCAGCCCCAGCAAACGCACCUCAGCGCGUAGUCCGCGCUCUGCUGCGGCAGCAGCGAGUAAAGUGAGUCGUGAUAUACGUACCACGGACGAAAAGCAGAAUCUUCUAGGGAGGUAUCUCAAUAACGUGGAGGACCUCGUGGAGGAUUUGAAGGAGACGGCUCCGUUCGGAGCGACGGUUUACUGA